AUGGCAUCGGACACCACCCACACGUUGCUUGACCAGGAUUCUAGGUACCAUGUUGGCGGAGAUUUAACCGAUAACAAAAUAUGCGGCGAGCCCAACGAAGGUCCAAUGUCCGACGGGCCAAUGUCACAGCUUGCACAAGGUGCAGAAGCCGAAAGCAGCGGUGCGAUCAAAGAAUCCCGGCUUGUUCAUAUUGCGAACGCGCUGGCGCGGAAUGCGUAA
Molecule: messenger RNA, 219 nt
Organism: Penicillium malachiteum
Lineage: Eukaryota; Fungi; Ascomycota; Eurotiomycetes; Eurotiales; Aspergillaceae
Exons: 1
Coding region: 1-219 (72 amino acids)
Source: RefSeq, a predicted model, not a curated record